AUAACCAGGGUAAUCUAAAGCUAUUUAUACUAUAUCAUUUUACGACCAUCUGUUCACUUUUGGUCUACGUUCGGUAACAUGCACGCACAUACAGGACUACUGCUGCUCUGUGUUCUGACAGGGGCCUUUGCCCAGAGUUACGUCAGAGGACGCAACUACAAAACUAUCCCCGCCAACAACGACAUCUACUACGGUGAUCUAGCACACAUUCAAUGGAGCAAUGGAAUCAUGUUUCCAAUCUGCAGGCGACUCGACCGCGACUUCACGAUAGAUUUGAUGGUAUAUGACAGAAUAACGGUAAAGCGUGGUGGAACAUACGCAGCCACAACUGGUCGGGUGUCCGGUAUUGGAGUGGAGUUCCAAGAACUUUCCAAGAACGAGCGAAGCUUCCGUACAAUUCUCGUACUUGUAUUCCCCGGUGAACAGGAACUUGUCCAGUAUCUCCCGUUAUGAUCUGACGUACGUUUCCGUGGAAAGUUUCUAGAAAUGACUGUCAGUACUGCCUGAUACUUGUAUCUGUGAAGAAAUAAAACGGUAUCAGCUUGUA
Messenger RNA from Pecten maximus, 547 nucleotides. RefSeq lists its product as uncharacterized. The coding region runs from base 79 to 453 and encodes 124 amino acids. The record is from RefSeq and is a predicted model, not a curated record. Lineage: Eukaryota; Metazoa; Mollusca; Bivalvia; Pectinida; Pectinidae. The transcript has 4 exons.